Messenger RNA from Suhomyces tanzawaensis NRRL Y-17324, 750 nucleotides. It is a transcript of the gene NEP1, whose product is annotated as 18S rRNA pseudouridine methyltransferase. The record is from RefSeq and is a predicted model, not a curated record. The transcript has a single exon. Lineage: Eukaryota; Fungi; Ascomycota; Pichiomycetes; Serinales; Debaryomycetaceae. Bases 1 to 750 code for a protein of 249 amino acids. Gene Ontology annotation, molecular function: rRNA binding; rRNA (pseudouridine) methyltransferase activity. Gene Ontology annotation, biological process: rRNA base methylation. Gene Ontology annotation, cellular component: nucleolus; small-subunit processome.
AUGAGUGAUCCCAAGAGCAACGGAAAAGACGAUAAGGCGUCAGCCCCCCCAGCAUCGCUCGUCCCGGUGCAGCCAACCCCCCUCAGCUCCAAAGACAAGACCACCAAGAGAUUGGUGGUGGUGUUAUCACAAGCAUGUUUGGAGACCCACAAGAUGAACGCCGGCGGCCCAGGCGGCGACAAGUACGCGUUGUUGAACUGUGACGACCACCAGGGGUUGUUGCGCAAAAUGGGCAGAGACAUUGCUGAGGCAAGACCAGACAUAACCCACCAGUGCUUGUUGACGUUGUUGGACUCGCCCAUCAACAAGGCCGGCAAGUUGCAGGUGUACAUCCACACGGCGCGCGGGGUGUUGAUAGAGGUCAACCCAGCCGUCAGAAUCCCCAGAACCUUCAAGAGAUUCUCGGGGUUGAUGGUGCAGUUGUUGCACAAGUUGAGCAUCCGGUCCGUCAACUCGGAAGACAAGUUGUUGAAGGUGAUCAAGAACCCCAUAACCGAGCACUUGCCCACCAAGUGCCGCAAGAUCACCUUGUCGUUCGACGCGGAGGUCAAGAGAGUCCAGGACUACGUUUCUACCUUGGACGAUGACGAGAGUAUAUGUGUGUUUGUGGGUGCCAUGGCCCGAGGAAAGGAUACCUUCGCAGACGAGUUUGUCGACGAGAAGAUCGGUCUUUCCGACUACCCGUUGUCGGCAUCCGUUGCGUGCUCCAAGUUCUGCCACGGCUGUGAGGACGUCUGGGGCAUCUUCUAG